Molecule: messenger RNA, 1236 nt
Organism: Macroventuria anomochaeta
Lineage: Eukaryota; Fungi; Ascomycota; Dothideomycetes; Pleosporales; Didymellaceae
Exons: 1
Coding region: 151-1137 (328 amino acids)
Biological process (GO): mitotic sister chromatid cohesion
Cellular component (GO): NatA complex
Molecular function (GO): acyltransferase activity, transferring groups other than amino-acyl groups
Source: RefSeq, a predicted model, not a curated record
CUGUCCUCAUGACUAGGCAGCUCAGCUGGCCACUAUAACAACAUACUUAUUUUCACACAAACAAAUCCGUUUCUCUUAUGUUCCUAUUCUCACAACCACACGUUACUACAUAAUAUCUGGAACUAGGCAACGCGUACACCAUUCGCAAACAUGCUACAAUCCUCUUUGUCAGGAUGGCUGAAGAAGCCAGCGGCGAGCAAAGAGAUUGCUCGGCCUCCACUAUCGCCUCCGCCAGCUUCAGCAGCACCGAAACGACCUCCACCACCUCCGAAAUCUGUCUCCGCACCUCCCCGCAUGCCAAUGAAUCGCGUACCCUCAAGCACGACUCCAAUGCCUAAGACAACAGAGCAAUGGAACGACAUACCAGAAGACUUUCUCUCAGCACCUCUGUCACGACCGCGAUCAAAGAAGAGCCCGCGACCUUCAGCUACAGGCACACCAGCGAACAUCUCAAGAGCACCGACACCAAUCGGGCUUUCAAACGAGACCCCACCAACAGCGACCGAGACACCCUCGACUGCGGCAUCGACGCCUCCAAUGCUAACCUCGAAGUCCUCAAUACCAUCGCUCUUCUCACUGCGCCCCCUCCCACCGAACGUCAAACUUGCACCCCUCACAAACGAGCACCUCGAUGCAUUCAAACGCCUCAACGCCCUCACACUGCCCAUACCAUACCCAGAGUCAUUCUACAAAGAGACAAUGACCGAGCCGCACCACAGCAUAACCUUGAUCGCCCUCUGGCACUCCGCCUCAAAAGACGCCACCGAAGAGGAAAAAGAGAAAACUAACCCGCGCCUCAUAGGCGCAAUUCGGUGCCGUCUGCUCCCUUCCGCGCAACUCUACAUCAGCACUAUCGGUAUACUGUCACCGUACCGCACACACGGCAUUGCGAUGCACUUGCUCCAAGCAGUUGUUAAGAAUGCAGUCGCAGAACACGGAGUGAGGUGCGUGACGGCGCAUGUGUGGGAGGCGAAUGAUGAGGGCUUGGAGUGGUAUAAGAAGAGGAACUUUGAGAUCAUGGGGAAGGAAGAGACGUACUACAGGAAGUUGAAGCCGCAGGGCGCGUUCCUUGUGAGGAAGUGGAUUGGUGUGGGGGAUUUGUUGGGAAAUGGGGAGUGGGAGAAUGGGCAUGCGUAGUGAGGGUUGGGAGAGGAGGUAGAGCAUGUUGAAAGACUUGUACGAGUAAUGAAAAGUUAUGAUACCACGCGACGCGAUUAGCAGAUACACAAAUGGAAA